Molecule: messenger RNA, 2446 nt
Organism: Panicum hallii
Lineage: Eukaryota; Viridiplantae; Streptophyta; Magnoliopsida; Poales; Poaceae
Product: tyrosine-protein kinase Blk-like
Exons: 15
Coding region: 286-2220 (644 amino acids)
Biological process (GO): protein phosphorylation
Molecular function (GO): ATP binding; protein kinase activity
Source: RefSeq, a predicted model, not a curated record
ACUGUAGCCACAGCGCUGCGGGAUUGACUUCUUUGAGACAUUUCGCUCAAGCUGCCGGAUCUAGAUAUCAGAUCCUGGAAUACCAGAGAGAUCAGACCACCCCCUUCGGCCCUCGCCUUACUUCGCUGUCUUCAGAAACGAGUCCCCAGCAAUAUUUAGGGCGUGCAAGGUCUGAAAUAUCGUCUUCGGCAGCAGGGCCUCUCAAAGUUUUGCAGGUACUGAGUUGCAGGAAUUAUCAUACCUUUCUUUGAAGGUAAGCCAGGCUAGUAUAGUAUAUACUCACAAAUGGAUGGUAAAGACAGUACUGCGCACAAUAUCCUGGAGCACAUGCUACUUGAUGAAUGUGCAAAUCCUAAGAGGCUGCCAUUAUCACUUCUGGAAGCCAUCACCAAUAAUUUCUCCAAUAAGCGGGAGAUAGGGAGAGGUGGUUUUGCAGUGGUUUAUAAGGGCAUGCUUGGAAAUGGAACGGUUGCUGUGAAGAAGCUGUCUACAACACUUGAUAUGCAUGAGAAGAAAUUCAGCGAAGAGGUUCGAUGUCUCUUGAAGGUGCGGCAUAAGAACAUAGUGCGAUUUCUGGGAUAUUGUGCUGACACACAAGGAGAAAUGAUAGGCUAUGAGGGAAAGGUUAUCAUGGCAGAUGUACGAAACAGGCUGCUCUGCUUUGAGUUUGUACCUAACGGGAGUCUACAUGACUAUAUCACCGAUGCAUCCUGUGGACUUGAAUGGAGAGUGCGGUAUGAAAUGAUCAGGGGAAUUUGCGAGGGUUUACAGUAUCUUCACGAGAAUCAUAUUGUUCACUUAGAUCUCAAGCCUAGUAAUAUACUGCUGGAUGAUAAGAUGGUACCAAAAAUUGCUGAUUUUGGUCUCUCAAGGUGCUUUGAUGCAAACCAAAGUAGGGAUAUUGCUUCAAAACUGAUUGGGUCAAUAGGAUAUUUGGCACCAGAAUUCUACGAUCGGCAAAUCACGUUCAACCUGGACAUAUAUAGUCUUGGUGUUAUAGUUAUAGAGCUGUUGACAGGACGGAAGGGGUAUUCCACUGUCGAGAAAAUUGUUGAAAAUUGGAGGAAUAGGUUGGAGAUAUCACUGCAAGACACCCCGUUGCAACAAGUACAAGCUUGUGCUGAAAUAGGAAUAAUGUGCAUUGAUCCUAACCCAGAGAAUAGACCUAUUAUACAGCAUAUAAUCAAAAGGUUUAUGGAGCUGGGAAGUACUGAAGAGUUUGUUCAAGCUGGCGAGAGUUCAUCAGCGGCACAGGUUUUGACACUUGAGGUCCCUGUCUCCAUUCCUGUGGGUUCCAGCGCAACUUCUUCCGUGUCUACGACGAAUGCUGGUUACGCAUCCAGUACAACCACGGAGGCCAUGUUCAUCAUCUCACCGAAUGGCAAGUUCCAGCAGAAAAUUAAGUCAUGGACACGUGGUUGUCUUCUGGGAAGCGGCUCAUUUGGAAUGGUGUAUGAGGCGAUCAGUGAUGAGGGUAUGUUUUUUGCUGCGAAGGAAGUAUCUUUGCUUGACCAAGGAAGCAUCGCAAAAGAUUAUAUUCUUGGACUUGAGCAGGAAAUUGCACUCCUUAGUCAGUUCGAACAUGAAAAUAUUGUCAAAUAUUAUGGAAGUGACAAGGACGAAUCAAAACUUUAUAUCUUUAUUGAGCUUGUCACUCAAGGAUCCCUUUCAUCCAUCUAUCAAAAGUAUAAACUACGAGACUCGCAAGUCUCUGUGUACACAAGGCAGAUUCUUAAUGGAUUGAUUUACCUCCAUGAGCGAGAUGUGGUCCACAGAGAUAUCAAAUGUGCUAAUAUAUUGGUUCAUGCAAAUGGAUCUGUAAAGCUUGCAGAUUUUGGAUUGGCAGAGAUAUCAAAAAAUUAUAUGCUAAGAGAAAGUAAAGGAAGUGUUUACUGGAUGGCACCUGAGGUUAUUAAUCCUAAAAAGAUGUAUGGGCCUUCAGCUGACAUAUGGAGCCUUGGCUGCACUGUAUUGGAAAUGCUAACUCGGCUAAAACCAUUUCCUAAUGUCGAGUGGAUAGAAGUUUUUUUCAUGAUUGGAAGAGGGGAACAACCUCCUAUUCCCAACUACCUGUCAAAAGAAGCGCAAGAUUUCAUUGGCCAAUGUGUAAGAGUUGAUCCAGAGAACCGGCCUUCUGCAUCACAACUUUUGGAGCACCCAUUUGUUAACAGACCGCUGCGAGCUUCUUUUGAAUCUUCUCCCCCUGGCCUUCCCUCGUAGUACUGAUGGGUGGCGCAUGUCUUUGUGAAGCCAAUGCUUAGGUCAUGUACCGAUCUUCAUGAUUUCCACUCGUGGUGCCAGAAAGGAACAACGAGGGUUUGUUCAUGAUAUAGUUUAGUAUGUGUAGUCAGUUGGGAUGUUCAGCUUCAGUAUUGGAUGCGUCCCAUCGUAUUCUUUUGGUAUCUAUUACAUUAUUACAUUAUAUUAAUAAGAGAGUGUUAAAAAA